AUGGAUCGUGCUCUUACUUCCCGUUUUGAAAUUCCCUCUACUAUCUCUCCGUUACAUAGGAGGAGGACUUCUGUAGCCAUUACUCGACGAUUUACGCCGGCGAUUGUUUCCGCGAAACGAUCUCCGAUCGAUGGAGUGAGUGAAGAGUUGAACCUAAUCGCCUCGGAGGAGUUAGAUCAAGCUCCCGCGAGAAGACGCGUACGUUCCGCUUUCGCUGAUUUGCAGCUUCAGCUCGAUCACUGCUUGUUCAAGAAAGCUCCGGGUGGGAUCAGAACAGAGGAGGUAAACUGUGAUUUGAAUUUUGAACGUUGUUCUUAUGUGAAAGACUCUAAAGUAGUUGUUGAAUCUUCUUCUUCUUCUUGUGUGGAUAUGAUUAGUGGUAUGAGAGAAAUUCUAAAGGGGAGGAGAUUUUCUGCAAGUGUUGGUUGCCGGAGGCCGGAGUUGAAAUCAAAGCGGCGGUGUGUUUCUGUCAUGGCUAUGGCAGUACUUGCACUUUCUUAUUUGAUGGCAUAG
This is a messenger RNA of Eruca vesicaria subsp. sativa (arugula), 513 nucleotides long. Lineage: Eukaryota; Viridiplantae; Streptophyta; Magnoliopsida; Brassicales; Brassicaceae. The record is from the annotation of a GenBank genome assembly.